This is a messenger RNA of Racocetra persica, 445 nucleotides long. The record is from the annotation of a GenBank genome assembly. Lineage: Eukaryota; Fungi; Glomeromycota; Glomeromycetes; Diversisporales; Gigasporaceae.
GAUGGAGAUUUUGUCAAUGAUUGGGAUACUUGGAUGAAUAAGAAGAAUAUGAUAACAGUGCCAACUAGCCACGAUGAGGUUGAUUGCAUAAAUGAAAUAUCACUGACUAAAAUUGAUCCUAUGGAUGAAACAUUUCUUGACCAUCACAUAGCCCAGCAUAUUUUGGCAUUAGAAGAAGAUAUUGAAGAAGAGGAACAAUAUCUACUAUUCAAUCUAAUAGAUAAAAUAUCACAAGUAAAUUUGAUAACUAUCACAAUUAUAUUAUUACUUAGAUUGCGAAAAAAUGUCAAGAAGUUUAUCAGAAGUACACAAAUCAAAAAAUGGUUAGACAAAGUAGAUCUUUCUAUAGCAAUGAGGGAUGUUCUUCUUAAAGAAGGCUUUGAAAAUAAUGGUGUAGAUAUCGAAGAAUAUCGUAAGCUAUUUACCCUAGGUGUUCAUUCAUAUG